CUAAUGGAGGGCUACAGUUAGCAGCCGUAACGAAUAUUUAAUGACGUGACAGGAUGCUAAUCACGUAGUCCCGUGUCACGAGGCGAGGUGACUGUCGCGUGCUGUGGCAGACAUUUGAGACGGCGACAGCUUUCACACACAAUGAAAGCGAGAAGUGCGCAGACAUUCGAUCUAGUUCCUGGACGGAGGAGGAAUGGCAACCGUUACGAAAACAGGGGACGCAAAUCAAAACUACGUAGGAUACACACGCGUUGCGUAACCGUACUAGAUUGACAGGGACAGCAACUCGUGUAGGCGCCACGUGGACUUCACACAGUUAAUUUGUGAUGCCAGGGACGAAACCCAAUAAAGCACAAUGCAACCACGAACUAAUAUCCGCCUGGAGAGCUGAAGAGCCCUGACCCUGCUUGUCGUCACGCUUCAGCUGCUCGAAGGUCCCUCUUCUUUUCGGGACUGGACAGCACCUCCCCCUUGACUUCCUCCCCCCCCCCCCUUUCUUCACCUUCUUUCUUCGCGCACGCGCAGUCCUUUGGUGCGUUUUUUUCUGUCGUCUUCAUCCAGCAGCGGACCGUGCCGGACGUGUGGAACGGUGUUAGACCGUGGCCCUGAUAGCCGUGUUUUUCUCUCCGUCAAUCGACCUGUCAUAAGCCGUUCGGAUUCAUUGAGCUUGAAGAAAGGGUUUCGCAUCUUGUCUGUUCCAAAUUUAUUGAAACAAGGACAGCGGUUGGAUAAAUGUGCACCAGAGGAAACCAGUGACAUCACAAAAGACAUGUCCCACUCAUGUUGUCCUUCUAUCCAAGAUGAUGUACAAAAGCAGCAGAGACCAUGGAAAAAACAUGCUGACCUGGAGAAAGAUAACGGCUUUCCGAUUGUAGGGUCCAAGCCAGCUGGAUCCGCUCCCACAUUCUAUCUUUCGCAAUCUCCCCUGACCCACUUGUCCUUCAGCAAUGUGCUCUCCCUGGCUAGUGAUGUCCACGACCUUCGCAAGUCAUCCAUCAUCUCCACCUCCUCAGUUUCAUCUCUAGGCAACCAGAGCAGCAUGAACUCAGAUUCUGAAACUGCAUCCUUAGGUUCUGUGGGCACCGGUGAUGACCGCGAGGUCACCACGAACGAUGAUGCGGCAGAUCGACAUGGCAUGCAGAAAACGCAAGCUGGACCAAGAGCCGUGCACUUCAACCUGACCUGUCCUCAAGAUCUCUGCAACAUCCAGAAACUCGACACUUACAGAGACUGCCUGAGCCCGCUGGGCUCCAGCCGCUAUCGGACGGCAAGCCUGGGCAGCUUGUCGGAUGCCGAGGUGGUGACAUCACAGGCCCACGACCCUUUUGUAGCCAGCCUGUUCAACAAGAUCGGGCGACUGAGCGCUGGCGGAGAGCUUCAUGACCCCCUGCGCAACGUCACGCAUGUGUGUCACGUGUACAAAGGCCUGUUGGCAGUCACAGACGUCCUGGGCGGCCGCAUUGCUUUCGUCGGCCGCAGCGGCCGUGUCGUCAGCAACUUCGUAACAGAGCCCAGCUCCGAGCCGUGGAGUUCCUGCGUCACACCCAACGGCUACCUGGCCGUUGCGUUGAGGCGCCAGAGCUGCGUGACGGUGUGGUCUGGCAAGGGCAGCCUCGUGCGGGAGUUCGGCUACGGCUUGCUGACGUGUCCCACCGGCAUCGCCUGCGAUCGACGCGGGAGGUUCGUGGUGACGGACGACAAGACCAACAUGGCGGCCCUCUUCACGAAUUCGGGAGAGUUUAUCACCUACCUCCGCGGUCCCGGGCGGGUCAGGAUCAGUAGCGACAAAGAAAUCGACAGAGAUGGCCAACAUUUUAACGGGAAGAAGCCCUCCGCAGUUACGUUUCACAUUGCAAAGGAGAAUAACCGUACGUCCAGUCCCACUGGAAAUGCCGGCGAUGACUCGAUUGGUACACCAUACAUCUUCUCGCAGCCUCGCUACGUCUGCGUGACGGCCAGCGGCAAAAUCGUGGUGUCCGACGCCGGAAGUCACUCCCUGAAGAUCUUUGACCCCGACGGCAACUUCUUGCACGCCGUGGGCAGCUACGGCAGCGGCGACGGGCAGCUGAAGGCGCCUUACGGCGUCUGCUCGGACCAGCAGGAGAACAUCUUCGUCGCCGACCACUACAACAACCGUGUCAGCGUCUUCACCAUCGACGGCAAGUUUAUACAGCACGUCCUGACGUCAUCUUCCGGCUUGUCCAGACCCAAAAGCGUAGCCGUGCGCUCUGCGCACCACCGGAAGCUGUACGUAGCGCACGGAGGACUGCGCUCCACGGAGGUGUUAAUGUAUCGUCUGCUAGCGAAACACAACCGUAAUAACAUUGUCACGGUGAAAUUCGAUGUUUGAUGCAUCCUCCUUUAAAUAGCUAGAUCGGGCUUUCGUUUUUACUUUUUAAAACAAGCUUCUGUCCUAAAACAGUGAUGCUAAUCUAUGAUGCUAACAGUGAACAAUGAAAACAGUUAUGCUAAUGCUAAUUUAGCUCCACCUAAAGUACUAAAAAUAUUUAUAAUUCAGCUUUGUAUAUUUGUAUCAUAUGGAAAUACUAUAAGCAGUGCGACGCAUGAUAAUUGUGGAGAUACAACUUUGAAGCCUGAAAAUGAUGUGAAAAUAGAUUGUAAUGUGCGUAUGAUAUACCUUAAAAUCUGUACAUUUAUUCCGGUAUAACAAUACGAAUGUUAGCAGUAAGAGCCAUACCCGUAGCUUGGAACACCGGUGUUGUGCUUUUUGUUGGUUUGUUUCCUUCUUUUUUUUUCUUGCAUGUUUGUGCCGUCGGUUUGUCUCAUGUUUGACAACGAAAUCUUAUACUGACUUAUAGGAUCUUUAACGACAAAGGAUUGAAAAAAGAGGAAGAGACAGAAAGGAGAGAGGCAAAUUUGUUUUCGGUGUCAGGAGUUUUUCAGUUGGUGGUGAUGGUAGUGGUGGCGGUGGUCGACGUGAGAUUCAAGUGCACUACACAUGCUGUUUUCCGAAAAUUAAAGGAUUUCGAAAUAUUUUUAUUGCUAUCAGUCUAAAUAUAUCUUUCUUUUAA
Pomacea canaliculata is the source of this 3032-nucleotide messenger RNA. RefSeq lists its product as uncharacterized. The record is from RefSeq and is a predicted model, not a curated record. The transcript has 3 exons. Bases 770 to 2350 code for a protein of 526 amino acids. Gene Ontology annotation, molecular function: protein binding; ubiquitin protein ligase activity. Gene Ontology annotation, biological process: protein polyubiquitination; proteasome-mediated ubiquitin-dependent protein catabolic process. Lineage: Eukaryota; Metazoa; Mollusca; Gastropoda; Architaenioglossa; Ampullariidae.